UUUGGGCUUCCUUUAUUUGAAGAAUGGUUAAUGGUUUCUAUAAAGAGAUUCGCUUUCUCAUCAGCAAACGUAUUUCCCCUUGAAAUAACGUCAGUGUUUUUGGUGUGGUCCUUGGAUUUACAUUCCACAAGUGCAGAUGGCAGAAACACGGCACCUAACAAUUGUCAAUUUAGGUCCCAGUGCGUGAUGGGUUCAUCUGUUGAAGUAAUCAUUCUACUAUUCUUUCACUGUUUCGCAAAACAGUGUAGGGUAGAGAAAGCAUACUGACUGUCUGUCCAGAUAGUGACUCGUUUAUUUCGCCCCAACUUACAAGCUUGUGUUAAUGCCCAAAUUUCAGCAGCUUGUGCAGAGAACUUCCCUGAAAGUAGUACGUUCUGAUUAUUUUCUCAUGUACAAUAGUUAAGCAGUCGUGCUGCAGUGUACCAUCAUUAGGAGCAGGUAAGAGAGUACCCGAUACGCCCGUAUUUAGUAUUGUGCACCUCUCAGUGGUAAGGUGGGGUUGAGUCAAAAGGACAGCAGAGUAAUGCAGUUGUCGAUCAGACGAUAAGAAUGGAGUCUUUUGUUGCAACAAAAGCACUGAAACCUGACGUGGAUUCAAGAGUUUCAGUUCCUUAAAAAGUACAAAGUGGUGCCAAAGCUUCAAAAGCUAAAGCAGAUGUGAUGAUAGCUUGCAAGCGUGAUGGCAUUGAUUGUGCUGCUGGGUCUAGCUAGGGUACUAUUUGUUGGAAACACCUCUAGCUUAUACAGUAUUUACACUGACAAGUUACAACCUAUGUAGACACCUGUCGAUAUUCUACAUCAUACAGGAUUUACACCAACAAUGCUUUCUUGGACCAGCAACAACAAUAGAAAGACAUUUCCCUGUGUAGUGUAACUCACACAGAAACACACAUACACACACCUGUUAAUGUUUCCUUCCUGUCUGUCUCUCUCCUCCUCAGCUCUUUCUCUCAGGGGCUCUCUGUCUGUCUGUCUCUCCUCCUUCCCCACUAUUUUCUCUAUUCUCCUCACUUAUUUUGAACUACAACGACUACUCCCACAGUCCUUUCAAUUCAGCGCUGGGUUAUUUGAAGACAGCGCAGGCUUUACACACUUGCGCUUGACCAACUAUAUCGUUCUGUUUAGAUUGAAAAAAAUCAUCAUGCUUUUUAUCGGUUAUACAUGGUGUCAUUAUCUGAAGGCAGCGGCUAUUUACACUAAGUGACAAUAGCAGCAUUGUCUUAGCGAUAUGCUAUUUACACUAAGUGACAAUAAAUAGCGAUAUAUUCUAUUUACACUAUAUAAAAGUAGCAGAUCUUUGCAAUAAGGGGAAAUAGUUGUUAGAUGCUACUUAUACUUAUAAAAUAGUGGCAGAUACUAUUUGCAUCUCAGUAUUGUACAUGUAAAUGUAAAACAUGUACAUGACUAUAUUUAUUAACAUUAUUAAAUGGAUGCCACCUUAUUGGGACAAUAAAGCCCUCUACAUUUCAAAACCACUUUUCAAAUAUUUUCAUUUUUAUUGAAAAUAAACGCCUUUCCAAUGUGAUAUGUGAUGGGAAAAGGGAAAAGAGCGAGUUGGGAAAAAGGCGGAUUCGAACUCAGGUCAAACGCGUCAAAAGCUACUUCCAGGCAUCUUUUUUAAAAAUUGGGCCCGCCUGGGCCCCAAGUGCGCAUGGGGUCCUGGGCCCAUGCCCAUAAUGCCCAUUGGAUAAUCCUGGGUCUAUCUUGGUGGAAUAGUACACCGCUGGGUGUAAUUUACCACCGUGUGUUUGCAGAAAGACAGAAGUCAUAAGGCCAUUAUUUAUAUUAACAGUUUGAAUGAAAGGUGUAGACAUAUCAGGUAAUCCCAGAGUGGGUGCGGAGGCCAACUGUGUUUUUAGAUCCAGAAAGGCUUUUUCAGCCUCUGGAGUCCAGAUUAUUUGAUCAGUUAGAGCCAAAUUGGAGCCAUGUGAUAUUGAGAGCAAUGGUGUGGUUCUUUCAGCAAAAUGAGGUGUCCAGGCUCAACAAUAAUUUACCAUUACUAAAAAGGAAAGAUAUUUGCCUUUUAGUGGAUGGUUUAGGAAGAGUAGUGACAGCCUGUACUCUAUCUUUCAUGAGUUUUCUCCUUUCAGCUGAAAUAUCAUAUCCUUUUUAGGUAUUUUACAUUAGAUUUCCAAAGUUGAAGUUGUUACGGCUCACUCUGUGGCCAUGUUCUGCCAAAAAGUGUAGUGAUGCAAGGGUGGCCUUUUGACACUCAGCUACAUUAUUAGAGCAUUAAAGAAUAUCGUCAACAUAAAGAAGCACCUUACUGCCGCGAUUCGAAUCAAAUCUUUCUAUAUUUUCAGCCAUUGCCAUAAAAAACACUGCUGGACUCUCGCAAUACCCCUGUGGACACCGAGUAAAUGUGUACUUUUUCCUUCAAAAGUGAAGCACCGGUAUUAAAACUUGUGCUCCCAAAGGGAUAUUAUAUAACAUAGUAUAUGGAUCUGGGACAAUAGGAGUGCGAGGUAUUAUUUCACUAUUUACAGCUUGUAAAUCUAAGACCCAGUGGAGGGGGCUGCUUUUUUAACUGGAAACAGGGGUGUGUUACAUGGGGAAUUACUACAUGGAACAAUUACUCCACUUUUAAUUAAGUCUUGAAUGAAGUCUUCAAUGGCCUCUGCUUUCAGAGAAUAUUGUCUUUCCCAGGGUCGAUAAGAAGAUUUUGGAUCAACUACUAGUGGAGAUGCUCCUUCCAUGAGUCCCACAUCACCACUUCCCUGUGACCAAAACGUUGAUGAUAUUUGGGCGAUGAAGGGCUCCACAACCCUGUAGGAAUUUUGCCAUAAAAUUAACAGCCUUUUUUGUGACAGUAAACCAUUUUAAAUCAAGAGAAUAAGCUUGUAAUGCAGGGUAGAGGCAUCCUUCUCCACUGAUCACAAUCCCUCUAAUCCGGUGAAUUAAAACAAUUCUUUAGUAAUCCCCCACACUUCACCCUAAGGACAGGUGUGGUGGGUUUGUGGUGUGAAAAAGCGUUUUUUUUUUCUUUUUUCUUUUUUAUUUAAACCAACAGAAACCACACAAAACCCUGCUUUAAUCCAACAUAGGUUGCAAAGGUGAUGUGAAACCAUUUCACUUCCCUUAAAAAACCUUUUCCCGUACAUGGUAUUGGCACCAGAAUUAGGUUUAAAAUACAUAGUACAGUGCAUGUCUUCAGGAUUUUGAAGGACAGCACUGGGAGAAAGUCUCUCUUUAGACUUUAGUCUUUUAGGGGAGAGUGAUUAACCUUGGCCCUGAAUAGAGUAAAUCUAAAGUAUAGUAAUAAUGUGGUGCAGAAUUACCCAGAGCAACACCUUGAAAAGAAUUUUGGUCUGUUUUAAAAAAUUUCAAUUCCCUCACUAGAAGAUUUAUUCGGGAUUCCUAAUUUGUACAUUAGAUCUCAACCCAUGAGAUUAACCGGAGGCUAACAGUAUUCAUUUGUUUAGUCAGUUGUACAAUAUUUCUUCCCCCAUUGGCAGAUUGAUCUAUGACUGUCUCAGAAGACACAGGGAAAGCUUUAGUAGCUCUCUUGAAUCUCAACAGUAGGUGGUGAAUGAGCAUUUAACAUAGCUAACAAAUGACACAAAUUAAAUUCUGAAUUUUAAACUUUCAUCUUCAGGAUUAUAGGUAUGAAAAGGUAAUAAAUUAAAGGUUACAUGACCUGAUGGUGUGUUUAUUUCAAGCUCUGGAUCCUGGUCAGUUACACCUGCCCCUCAUCCGGGCCCUGCCCCUCAUCAACCCAAUGCCCCUCCUGUCCACACAUGAAAGACAUUUCUUCCCCCAUGUAUGCCUUUUACCCAACCUCAUCCUUGGCCCCUUCUCCUCGGGCCAGAACCUUGGAAAAAAGACCUGGUCAGUGUCGCCCCACAUUUGGUUGUCCAUUUGCUGUAUUUGUUACUGUAUCUUCUUCGUGUCCAGGUUUUCGUUCAGCAAAGUUGCUUUGGAGUCCCGAAUAAUGUCUUCUCCAUGUCGUGGAUAUUCUAGAACAUUGGUAUUGUGACAAGAUGUCCACUCGAGCUCAAGAUGAAGAAGAGCAGGAAGACAGACUUCUGGCAUGGAAAGAUCAAGUAUGAGGAUUAUGAAGAAGAGAUUGAAGAUCCAGCAGACGUGGAGCAAAUGAUUAGAAAAGCUCAGAAUGAAAUAGCUGGGACUGACAUGGGCAUCAGUGAUAAGCUCAUCAGCCUGGAGGUGACAUCGUCCAACGUUCCUGACCUCACGGUCAUCGAUCUGCCUGGUAUUACCCGUGUAGCAGUCAAGGACCAACCCGAGAACAUUGGAGAACAAAGUAAGAGGCUGAUCAAAAAGUUCAUCACAAAGCAAGAAACCAUCAACCUGGUGGUAGUGCCGUGUAACGUGGACAUCGCCACUACUGAAGCGCUGAAGAUGGCUCUGGAAGUUGAUCCAAACGGCGAGAGAACGUUCGGCGUCCUAACGAAAGCUGACCUGGUGGAUAAAGGCUCGGAGGAGACAGUGGUGUCCAUCAUCAAUAACGAGAUCGUUUACCUCAAUAAAGGCUACAUCAUCGUCAGGUGCCGAGGACAGCAGGAGAUCAAGGACCGUGUCUCUCUGAAUGAAACCGUCAAGAAGGAAAGGGACUUCUUUGAAGAUCACCCACAUUUCAGCACACUGUAUGACAAAAGAAAAGCCACUAUUCCCAACUUGGCCGAGAAACUUACGCUUGAACUUGUCCUUCAUAUUGAGCGAUGUCUGCCGCAACUGGAGGAGCAAAUCCUGAUGAAGUUGGCUGAAAUUCAGGCUGAAGUGGACCGCUAUGGCUCAGGGCCUCCUACAGAACCAGAACAAAGGAUCUACUUCUUGACUGAUAAAAUCACAGCAUUCACUCAGGAUGCCAUCAACCUGACGACUGGAGAGGAGGUGAAGAGCAUGUCAUAUAUAAACAUCUUCUCAGGUCUGAGGAAGCAGUUUUCUCUCUGGAAGAAUGAUCUAGACAGUGUAGGAGAGACAUUUAACAAAAGGAUUGAGAAGGAAAUGCAGGGGUAUGAGGAAAAAUACAGAGGCAGAGAACUUCCAAGCUUCCUCAACUACAAGACCUUUGAGGUGAUAGUGAAGGGCCCGAUCAAGCAACUGGAGGAACCUGCCAUCGGGAGACUGAAGGAAAUCUCAGAUCUCGUUAAGAAGGAGUUCAUCCAACUGGCUCAAUCCAACUUCCCAGGUUUCCCUAAUCUCUAUAAAAUAGCAAAGACCAAAAUCGAGAACAUAAAGCAGGUGAAGGAGUCAGAGACUGAAUCAAUGCUCAGGACCCAGUUUAAGAUGGAGAUGAUAAUCUACACCCAAGACAGCAUGUAUAAGAAUAACCUGCACAUGCUGAAGAUCAUGGAGGAAGAAGAAGAGAGACAAAAGUUUGGUGUGGCUUGCCUGCCUUCUCAAAGGUUGUACGAUCACUCAGACAGCGAAGGCACUCUUGAGGAACUGACACGUCACCUGAAGUCCUACUAUUGUAUUGUGACUAAGCGCCUGGCGGACCAGGUUCCGAUGGUGAUCAGGUACAUGAUGCUUCAGGAGUCAGCGGCACAGCUGCAGAGGGAAAUGAUACAGCUCAUACAGGACAGACAUAACAUCGAUGAGCUGCUGAAAGAAGAUCAUGACAUCGCCAUAAAACGGAACAACCUGCAUAGCCGCCAGAAACGGCUGACAGAGGCCCUCAAAUACCUGGCUAAAUUUUAGAGCCAAUCAUAAAUUUUAACACACAAUCUGUGUUGGUAAAUUUUGGUAGAAUUCUAGGUUUUAGAAAUGAUGUAACUGUCAAUCACUGAAGGAACUGCAAAAUCCCUUUAUGUUUUUGUUUGUUACUACAUUUUCAAGAAAACACAAAGCAAUUUUCUGGUAAAGCAGUUUCUUUCUGUACGGUGCUGAGUCUGUCAUCUUGGAUUUUUUAAAUGUUUUGUACUGCUUUCUAGUCCUUAAUACAAGUUACACUUCCAAAUAAACAAUUUUAACAGCAUUAAUAACGCA
Molecule: messenger RNA, 5949 nt
Organism: Ictalurus punctatus (channel catfish)
Lineage: Eukaryota; Metazoa; Chordata; Actinopteri; Siluriformes; Ictaluridae
Product: interferon-induced GTP-binding protein Mx2-like
Exons: 12
Coding region: 4000-5661 (553 amino acids)
Biological process (GO): defense response to virus
Cellular component (GO): nucleus; microtubule; membrane
Molecular function (GO): GTP binding; microtubule binding; GTPase activity
Source: RefSeq, a predicted model, not a curated record